Molecule: messenger RNA, 1022 nt
Organism: Carica papaya (papaya)
Lineage: Eukaryota; Viridiplantae; Streptophyta; Magnoliopsida; Brassicales; Caricaceae
Product: RING-H2 finger protein ATL64-like
Biological process (GO): protein ubiquitination
Molecular function (GO): transferase activity
Source: RefSeq, a predicted model, not a curated record
CACUUCCCUUCUUUCCCGAUAAAACCCCUCCUCUCUUCCUCCUUCCCCUCUUAUAAACCAUUCUCUCCAAUGGAGAAAAACAAUUUCGACAACGACAACGGGAGUUUGACUAUCGGAAACCAUGGCUACGCGCUCAACGGAAAGAUUAUGUUCUGUUCAGUGGUGAUUCUCUUCGUUUGUGUCAUCUUCAUUCUCUGCUUCCACAGCUACGCCAACUGGAUCUUCCGCCGGCAACAAGCCCGGCGCCGGAGUCUCCGUAUCCGACGACACCUACUCUCCCUUCCAUCCGACGCCAACACCGUUUCCGCAUCCCGAGGUUUGGAUCCUUUUGUUCUCAGUCUCAUCCCUGUUUUUGUAUUUUCCGCGAGAAAAUCCGGAUCAACGCCGCCGGAAUGCGCUGUUUGCUUGUCGGAAUUCGAGGAGAAGGAAGAAGGCCGUGUCUUGCCGAAAUGCAGCCAUGUCUUUCACGUCGACUGCAUCGAUAUGUGGUUUGUCUCCCACUCGAAUUGUCCGCUCUGCAGAGCUCCGGUUACAGUACCCGGGAACCAGGUAAGUCCACCCGAAAUUCAAAUAUCGGCGGCGUCGACGGGCGAAGAAUCGGCUGGUGUAGAGCCAGAGAGGAGUGGUGGUGAAGAUUUAGAGAUGGGUAGCUCAUUUUGGUGUUCUUCUUCUUCGUCGGCGGCGGCUAGUGGGGAGAGGAAGCGAAUGGAGCUGGCGGGAAUUGUAGUGGAGGUGCCAAGGGGACCGAGUUCAAUUGGGGGAACAGGGUCGGAGCCAGCGGGUAAUCGGGUUGUCUCGCUGAAGAGAGUUUGGAGCAUAUGAGGUUCUGUCUUUCUGAAGAUAGAAAGCUGACAUAAUUAUGAUUUUCCGGGGGGAAUAUUACGGCUGUAGAUAUAUUAGCGAAACCGCCAAAAACGAUGUUUGAGAUUUUUUUUUAUUAUAAUUUAGCCCAAUUUUAUUUCGGUUUGAUUUUUGGGUACCGAAAUUAAAUUAUAAAAUAAGAUCAUUUAAAGCAUUUUAUA